Molecule: messenger RNA, 1815 nt
Organism: Capsella rubella
Lineage: Eukaryota; Viridiplantae; Streptophyta; Magnoliopsida; Brassicales; Brassicaceae
Exons: 2
Coding region: 77-1729 (550 amino acids)
Source: RefSeq, a predicted model, not a curated record
AUGUCCAUGCAUUGAUUGUCGGAAUGUAGAACGUCAACUGGGCAGUGAUGUAGUUGAUCAUCUUGUAAGAAGAGGAAUGGACGAGUCUUACAAGAUGCGUAAGGAUUGGUAUCAUCAUGAAGUUGUGAGUUCAGGGGCUGAGGAUGAAAUCCAAGCAACUAUGUGGAAUGAUGAGAUUGUUGGAUUAUAUAAAGCGGCUGAGUUUUUAGAUGAACAGUUGGUUACACAAGCUGAUAUUUGUGAGAUUGUUGAGGGUGAGGACAGGUAUGAAGAUGAGUUCCUCGAAAAGCUAGCAGAUGCAGAAACACCGUUGUACCCAAAUUGUGUGAACCACAGCAAGCUAUCUGCUAUCGUUUCAUUGUUCCGGAUUAAGACACAAGGUGGUUGGUCUGAUAAAAGCUUUAAUAUGCUGCUGGAGACAUUGCCGGAGAUGUUACCGGAGGACAAUGUACUUCACACAUCAUUGUACGAUGUGAAGAAGUUUCUGAAGUCUUUUGAUAUGGGUUAUCAAAAGAUUCAUGCUUGUCCUAACGAUUGCUGCCUAUUCCGAAAUAAGUACAAGAAGCUUAACAACUGUCCAAAAUGUAAGGCUUCAAGAUGGAAGAUGAAGCACACUGGUGAAGUUAAGAAUGGGGUUCCACAGAAAGUGUUAAGGUACUUCCCGAUAAUUCCACGUUUGAAGAGGAUGUUCAGGUCUGAAGAAAUGGCCAAGGACUUAAGGUGGCAUUUUACCAAUAAGAGCACUGAUGGGAAAAGUCGUCACCCUGUAGAUUCUGUAACGUGGGAUCAGAUAAAUGCCAAUUACCCAUCUUUUGCAGCUGAACCAAGGAACAUACGGCUUGGUCUUUCCACAGACGGAUUUAAUCCUUUCAACAUGAAAAACACCAAGUACAGUUGUUGGCCUGUGAUGUUAGUUAACUACAAUAUGCCUCCACAUCUAUGCAUGAAGAAAGACAAUAUCAUGCUUACCUUGAUGAUUCCUGGUCCGCAUCAACCUGGUAACAGUAUAGAUGUAUACUUGGAGCCUCUGAUAGAAGAUUUAAUUCAUCUGUGGAACCAUGGAGAGACAACAUAUGACGCCUUUAGUAAAACCACUUUUACUCUCAAGGCAAUGCUCAUUUGGACUGUAAGUGAUUUCCCUGCGUAUGGAAAUCUUGCUGGCUGCAAGGUUAAGGGUAAAAUGGGCUGUCCUUUGUGUGGAAAAAACACAGAUAGUUUUUGGUUGAGUCACAGUAGAAAGCAUGUAUAUAUGUCUCAUAGAAAGGGUCUAUCACCGACACAUAGAUAUCGCGGAAAAAAGGGAUGGUUUGAUGGAAAAUCUGAGCAUGGGAGAAAGGCUAGGAUUCUAACGGGUCAGAAUAUUUCUCAAAUCCUGAGAAAUUACAAAAACGAUUUUGGAAAUGUAAAGAAAGAUGGAAGAAAGAGAAAAUUGACUGAGUGUGUUGGAUCUAGCUCUGACAUGGACGACGAAUCUAAUGAAUCAGAGGAAGAGGAAGAAGUUGAAGUAGAUGAGGAGGAAUUAUCAAGAUGGAAAAAAAGAUCCAUAUUUUUCAAGCUUUCUUACUGGGAGGAAUUGUCGCUAAGACAUAACUUAGACGUAAUGCACGUAGAGAAAAAUGUUGCUGCGAGCAUUGUAUCUACAUUGUUGCACUGCGGGAAAUCAAAGGACGGUCUCAAUGCCCGAAAAGAUCUGCAAUUACUAGAUAUACGUAAAUGUUUGUCAAGCUAGUUGAGCUUAUGUGGAUCAAAAUAUUAUUAUAGAUAUAUAAUUAUAAGCAUUAUAUUGCAUGAAGAUACAAAAUUUAUAUGAAAAAA